AGUGAGAGAGGAAAAAAGGGAGAGAGAGGCGGGAAGGACUUCUUGCGACAGGUGUAUCCGAAAAGACAGGUACACCCAUCCUACGUCGUAGACAAACAGUUUUCGUGACGCCUCACUUACAUUUCGACAUUCAUGUCAACUUGGUCAAGAAAUAUGGAUAACUUCGCGCAAGGAGAGCGCUGUUCUUAAGUAUCUUCAAUGACAGGACGCUUGCCAAUUGGAUCAUUAAGGUAACUCAAUCUGUUUAGUGGAAUAAAGGGCCACCUUCGCCAGAUUCUACACGGGCGGAUAUGCAGUAAACAUGAUUGGGACCAAUUUGCCGAUUUGUGUGGGGUUCGUUCCAACUGGAGUUCGACACACCUGUUGAAUGAAGCAGCUGGACUCGCGGUCUGUGACAGAUAAUCGAUCAAUAAUGAUGUCGCACCCGGGCGGGACAACACUACGUCUGUGGUUACUUUUUACAUUCAUCUCCCCACUCCCAGUAGCUGUGGCUCUGGGGGACUUUGUGGAGCCCAAGACCCCGUUCACUCUGCGUUCCCUGGCCGAGAUGGAGACACGUCUUCCCUGCCGUUUCCAGGUGGAGGAGGGCCAGGUUGUGGUUCAGGUCACUUGGACCAAAGAUAUGAGCGAUGGCACCAAAGAGUCCAUCAUCACUGCUCACCGCACCGCUGGACAAACUGCGUUCGGUCUGUGGUCCAGUCGUGUGCGGUUCAGCAGCAGCGAUCCCACGGUUGACUCCUCCAUGAUCAUCAUGGACACGGAUCUGUCCGACGAGGGAAAAUACUCCUGCAAAAUCAGCACCUUUCCCUCUGGAAACUUUGACAUCCAGCUCUCACUCACAGUGUGGAGCGUGCCCAUAUCCUACCUGGACCCUGUAGUUCUGGAGGAGGGCCAGUCCUUCCGAGUCGCCGCUUCGUGUCGCGCCGUCGGCCACCCCCCGCCCACCCUCUCCUGGGACACUGACCUGACCGGCCAGUCGACCAACCGGACAUUAGAGGGGGGCCCCGUAUCUUCCUACUUCUCGCUGCACCCCCUGCGGAAUAUGAACGGGCAGAAGCUGGACUGCCUGGUUCACCACCCGGCUCUGGAUCGACCUCGCAGGAUAAGCAACAACCUCGUCGUUCAUUAUCCCCCACAUGUGGAUGUGUCUGGGUUUGAUAGAAACUGGUACGUGGGGCUGGAAGGAGCUACGCUCAGAUGUGAGAGCGGAGGAAACCCCAGUUCUCACAGCUUUAUCUGGACGAGAAAGGGCGGAGCCUUGCCAGAGGGUGUGAUCCCGCAGAAUGAAUCCCUCCUGUUUGGCCGGCCCCUCAGCCUGACGGACGCCGGCACCUACCAAUGUGUGGCCAAGAAUGUUGUAGGGGUGGGAAAAGGAGCUAUGGAGGUCAUCAUAUCAGACACACCCCAGGAGAAGACGAUGUUUGACGACCUCAUGCUCCCCAUUGUGGGCGCGGCCGCAGGCGGCCUCCUGAUCAUCAUGCUCAUCAUUGUCAUCAGUGUCACAUGCCACCACAAACACAAGAGCAAGAAACUGAAGAAGGAGCUGACUGUAAAAAAGGAAGAAAUUUGCAGUCUUACCCUGUCACGACAAGCCUCCUUCAGGAGAAUGAACUCUGUCAGCACGGAUGCCAGAGGACAGACGGAGGAGAAUAUCCCUCUGAGAGUGGAGGGGACCCUGCGGACUAGUCUUUCCUCCUUGGCGGAUCAAGCUCGCUGCCGAGACAGUCGUUCUACUCUGUCUGGCAUUAGGUACGGAGGGGGAGGGGGAGUGGUGCUGGACUACCUGGGCCGACCAGUUAUCUACAACAACUCGCGGAGGGGGAGAGAGAGAGCCCUGGAGAGGGACGAGGAGAACCGAAUGAGAGUGGAGUCAUAUGUGCAGAACAGCACUAUGUCUCUGGAGGAAAACCACCUUCACCCUCCUCUCCACCCCUCUUCCUUUUCGAUGGAACAGUCCGGCGAGCUUCACAGGUCCUUGAACGGCAGUGCUAUGAUCCCAGCAGAGGGGGGUUUGAGGCAGGGGACUGUCAGCAGGAACCACCAACACUCCCCUCUGAACCUCAACUACCCCCCAGUGACGGACGAUGAACAGGACGAGGACGAAGGUGUGGGCGAGGUCCAGGGCGGUCAAAGGAGCCCCGUGGACGAGGGCAGGGGGGAUGACCGCUACAGCGAGACCAACAGCUCCCAGAUAUCGGACGUUCCAAACCACCAGCACUACCAGCAGCAGCCCAACGGCACCCUGAGACCCAAAGCUACCGGGAUCAAUCCCCACACAUCCACCAUACACAAGGCCCAGAUUGUGUAGAGGAUAAGGAACAGCCAGGCUGUGUGUGUUCGUGUGUGUGUUUUCACAUUGUACUCGAACCAGUGGAUGAGAUUUAGGGGACUUUACCUGGAUUGGAUCUGCACACGCUGACACUGAGGAUCUCGCAGUUACCCGCUCUUUUAGCCUAACGUGGAUUGGAUCUGCACACGCUGACACUGAGGAUCUCGCAGUUACCCGCUCUUUUAGCCUAAGGGAACCGACCAAACAUUCUCGGGGUGAAUGUAAUUGGUUGCCGUGACUGUGUUCAUUUGGGCUAUGCAAUAUGGGAUUUGUACAGUACCUGGUGGAAUACCUCUGUCAGUUGGCUGUCCCUCCUCACCACACCUGACUCGAACAGAUCUCCUCCACCUUAGCCUCAAGCACUGAGACAUUCUUGAUGACUCCUUAAUUAGCAGCCGUGCAUACUGUCAAUAGGAACUGAAAUCUGAAGGUUGAGAGACCAGGUUUUUACAUGGACUUCAGCCCAGAUGUGUUAGUAUUGGAAUAUCCAUUGUCAUUUGGGUAACUUAUACCGGAACUUUUGCCUGGAAAAUAACCACUCUAAGCCUGACUGGUUCACAGGUUUCUUAUGAUCUUUGACAUUACCCUCUACAUUACCCCCUACAUUAUCUCCUAUCCUUUGGAUCAGACUAUGUCCUGGAUGGAGCACUCAUUAAUGGAGAGAUUGUAAGUGGUUGGAUUUGUAGCAAAGGGCAACUAAGGUAGACUGACACAUGGAUAGUUUUAGGACUUAACAGUUCUCAAACUGUGAACACUGUUACAGCAUGCAUUUGCAUGGGUCAAAGUGUUUUUUUGUUACAUUUUUUGUGAAAGUUCAUCAAGCCUUAGGGUUGUGUUGUCGUAUUAAAAAGCUCACAAAGAACUUGCGAUGUGCCAAAUCAAACAUAUGUUAAGACAAAGAACCUUGUUUUAUGGGCCAAUAUGAAGUAUUAUUGUGUUUUAAACACACAUGCAUUGUAAUGGAUUAUUGUCAAUAGUGUAUGCUGUAAAUGGGUGCCUAUUAACAAUUGGGACAAGUUGUGCUCUUUUAACCUUCCAUAGAUGUUUCUAUAUAGUUUACUAUCAAUAUGUUUAGAAAUCAAGUAAUUUUUAUAAUAUACUACAGCAUUUUAGCUUACAUACUAAAAUGUUAGUUUACACUGCCCCCUGCUGUGUACUGAUUUUAAGUGCAUGGAGCUUUUUUAGAAAUAGCUACCAACAACUAUGCCUCUUCAAAAUAUUAUACAAACAACAAAACAAUCCAAUCUAUAAAUGUAAAACUGGCUUUCUGUGCUUUGCUUAAACUAAUCUUGUAUGCAUGUAAGCUCAUCAGUAUACAUAGAGCUUGUGUGAAUUGCUUAUUUCGAGAAGGUCCUCAUUGUGAAAUCGUUCUUGGGGUUUAUGUCACUGUUUAUGGACUGGGUGGACCUUUUUCAUGUGUUUGGAGUGACAUCAUGUUCUGUGACCUGUUAAAAAUCCAGUAAAAAAAUCGUUCUGUUGUGCUUUAUGAUAAACAUGACUGUAAGAAAGCAAAGCAAUGCACGCGAUGGGAUUUUGUCCAGAAAGUUUCUGGUUUGAGAAACUCCAAAAUGCAGAGUGGCUUUUUUGUAUUUGGGUAGAAUAUAAAUAUUU
This is a messenger RNA of Hypomesus transpacificus, 3940 nucleotides long. It is a transcript of the gene nectin4a, whose product is annotated as nectin cell adhesion molecule 4a. Gene Ontology annotation, cellular component: adherens junction. NCBI's taxonomy places the organism in Eukaryota, Metazoa, Chordata, Actinopteri, Osmeriformes, Osmeridae. The record is from RefSeq and is a predicted model, not a curated record. The transcript is spliced from 11 exons. The coding region runs from base 368 to 2308 and encodes 646 amino acids. Gene Ontology annotation, biological process: homophilic cell-cell adhesion; heterophilic cell-cell adhesion.